Messenger RNA from Penicillium manginii, 942 nucleotides. Its product is annotated as class I SAM-dependent methyltransferase. The transcript has a single exon. NCBI's taxonomy places the organism in Eukaryota, Fungi, Ascomycota, Eurotiomycetes, Eurotiales, Aspergillaceae. Gene Ontology annotation, molecular function: S-adenosylmethionine-dependent methyltransferase activity. The record is from RefSeq and is a predicted model, not a curated record. The coding region runs from base 1 to 942 and encodes 313 amino acids.
AUGUCUUCAUCCACUAUCACCCACCCAGCCGAGAAAACAUUCACUUCUUAUGGACAGAAACAAGGCAAUGAUUAUGCCCAAGCCCGCCCUGAUUACCAUCCAAUUAUCUAUGAGACCAUUCUUCAUCAUCAUAGAGACAGUGGUGGUCUGCUUGAUACUAUUAUUGACAUUGGUUGUGGACCAGGGAAUGUCGCCCGAAGAUUCAGCCCACACUUCAAUCACGCCAUCGGCCUAGAUCCUUCAGAGGGUAUGAUAGCCGCUGCUCUUUCACUAGGUGGUAGAACCUCCAUCUCCGAAAAUAUUCGAUAUGAGGUCUCUACGGCCGAAGAUCUCGGGAGAAACCUUCAACAGCCUAUCCAGGAUGCCAGCGUGGACCUCAUCACCGCUGCAAACGCUGCCCACUGGUUUGACAUGGCUCGAUUUUGGCAUAGUGCUGCUCGAGUACUAAAGCCUGGGGGCAGUGUCGCGCUGUGGGCAGGUGGCAGGAGUCGUAUUCAUCCAUCAGUCCCAGGUGCCGAUUCUCUGCAGAACACUUUGGAUGAAAUUGAAGAGAAGCAUUUGAGACCUUUCUUCGAACCAGGCAAUUUACUUACUCGGUCUCGGUAUAUCGACCUGCCACUUCCAUGGACAUUGGAAAAGCCAGUCCCUGAAUUUGAUGAGAGCACUUUUCUUCGCAAGGACUGGGAUGUGGCAGAGAGCUUUUAUUCUUUUCAGCAAGAAUUGGAUAUGGACACGUGUGAGAAAAUAUGGGAGACUGCGAGUCCAGUGACUCGCUGGCGACAGGCCCACCCUGCUGCUGUUGGUACUGAAAAGGAUGUGGUGAAGAUGUUCCGAAGGGCCAUCGAGAACCAUUUGAACAAGCAGGGUGUGGAAAAGGGCAAGGAGACCAUAAAGGGAACCAUUGAUGGAGUGGUACUGGUUGUCAAAAAGAAGGCGUAUUGA